AUGGUGGUGUUUUCCAUAGGCGCUGCCCUAACACUCCUCAUAACCUUGGUGUUCCUUAUCUUGGGCAAUAUCAGUGCUCCUGUAACCACGGCCAUGAAGCUUGCCGUUCAUGAGGAUUACACUUACGGCAUCUUUGGUUUUUGUCGUGAGGGCGUGUGUCCUAAGGGCUCUUAUCCCAUUGAGUUUGGUGACAUUGACAGUGCCGCUGGCUGGUUGUUCACGAAUGACACCAGAAAUUCCUUGUCCAAGGCCUUCAUCGUGGCACCCAUUGCUGCUGGAUUGGUCUUCUUUGCCUUGAUCUUUACGUUUGUUCUGAUUUUCGUCGACACUACUGUGGUUGUGAUUUUGGCUCUCGUGCUUGCAGUUCUUGGUUUCCUCGCCCUGGCUGUGAUUGCAAUCAUGGUGAUCCUUGUGUUCCAUCCAUUCGUCGCCUGGACAGGCUGGCUCUUGGUUGCUGCCGCCGCGUUGGCGCUUUUGGUUAUCCCAAUGUUGAUCCUCUCGAUUCGCGUGCAUCCUCAACGUGAGGACGAGGAGGACGACGAAAACGAGUCCAAGAGCAACUUUGUCGCCUACAACAAGAUUGACAGCAACGGAAACCUGGGAUUUGCAGGUCCAGCUAUCGGCGGUGUGCGUCCACAGCCUGCUUACACGUUCAACAAUCUUCAAAGAGACACUACCAACGAUGAUGAGAGCUCUUUCAUGAAAGAUUCGUCCUACAGAGGUACCACUCGUGGAUACACUGCCAAAGAUGAUUCGCUGACGAGUUUGUACGACUCACAGCCUCGGACUGCGAACGACGUGACUAAGCCUGGUCUCACCAACUUCGCCAAUGGCAGUGGCAGCUAUUACGAAGAUGCCAGUGUAAACAUCAACAAUGGUCCCAGCACGCCCGUGUCGGCGAAGCAAAAAAUGGCACCCACAUUUGUGCCUAAUGUGGCUGUGAAGUCGGACGAGAACGGUAGAACCAAUGAAGCUGGCUUGCCCUACCCAGCCUCGGAGCGUGGUUCUGUAGCGCUCAACCUGCAGAAGUACGGUGUUUUUGAUCAUCACCCUAACGUUGAGGGCCACCAACCUUUCACUGAGUUGGGCGACGAGCUGCCCGAGCAUCAGGAUUUGGACAAUGACGAUGGUUCUGACUUCACCAGCAUCUCGCAGAGACAGCCCAACGUGGGUUACAACCAGCCGGGAACAGGUGUAGUCGCGCCCAUUAACGCUUCUGCACCACCAGGUGCCGGCUAUCGCCCUGCCGCACAGCAGGCUAACCAUCCUCAUCAACCGCAGCCUCAGCAGCAGUAUCCAAACGUUUCUCAGUACCAACCACACUAUCAGCAAACUUACCAGCAGGGCUUCCAACCGCCAUCCCAGCAACUGUCAUACUACGGCUCCGACGCGCAUCAGAGUCGAGGCGCUGCUUACCAGGGCCACUACAGCUCUGGCGGGGGCGGCUAUGCACAGGCUAGACCGUCUAAGCCGUCCGUGUCCGACAACGUCUUGACCAACAAUCCAGACUUUGCAGUCGGAGGCAUGGCAAAGCGUAAACAAUACGGAAACCCAGCUUACAACAGAUUUGGUGGACAGCCUGCGCAACGCCCUGGCAACAGACCACCUAGAGACGGACCUUACGGCAUGAUCUAG
Messenger RNA from Candidozyma duobushaemuli, 1635 nucleotides. It is a transcript of the gene SRD1, whose product is annotated as Srd1p. The transcript has a single exon. The coding region runs from base 1 to 1635 and encodes 544 amino acids. The record is from RefSeq and is a predicted model, not a curated record. Lineage: Eukaryota; Fungi; Ascomycota; Pichiomycetes; Serinales; Metschnikowiaceae. Gene Ontology annotation, cellular component: plasma membrane; growing cell tip; cell division site.